AUGUCCAAACCACCUAUCUUCAAGUGUCUCAACCCCAAAGACCGGUCAUAUCUAAGCACUGUACUUCGUCAGAAACAACAGCAAGAACAAGCCAAUAUGACUUCUGAGCAGACCUUCAUCGCUGUCAAGCCAGACGGUGUCCAGCGUGGCAUCGUCGGUGAGAUCAUCUCCCGUUUCGAGCGCCGUGGCUUCAAGCUUGUCGCCAUCAAGCUCAUCACCGCCAGCACCGAGCACCUCGAGAAGCACUACGCCGACUUGAGCGACAAGCCAUUCUUCAAGGGUCUCGUCACCUACAUGGCCAGCGGUCCAAUCUGCGCCAUGGUCUGGGAGGGCCGUGAGGUCGUCAAGACCGGCCGUCAAAUCCUCGGUGCCACCAACCCACUUGCCUCGCAGCCAGGCACCAUCCGUGGUGACUUCGCCAUCGACGUCGGCCGCAACGUCUGCCACGGCUCCGAUGCUGUCGAGUCUGCUCAGAAGGAGAUUGCUCUCUGGUUCAGCAAGGAGGAGGUCCAGAGCUGGAAGUCCGCUCAGCACGAGUGGGUCUACGAGAAAUAG
This is a messenger RNA of Fulvia fulva, 555 nucleotides long. RefSeq names its product Nucleoside diphosphate kinase. NCBI's taxonomy places the organism in Eukaryota, Fungi, Ascomycota, Dothideomycetes, Mycosphaerellales, Mycosphaerellaceae. The coding region runs from base 1 to 555 and encodes 184 amino acids. The record is from RefSeq and is a predicted model, not a curated record. Gene Ontology annotation, molecular function: nucleoside diphosphate kinase activity. The transcript is spliced from 5 exons. Gene Ontology annotation, biological process: CTP biosynthetic process; GTP biosynthetic process; UTP biosynthetic process.